AUGACGGAGGAUGAAUUCGAUGCUGCAGCCACUGCCUCUAUGCACAAACUUCAGGCCAAUAUGGAAGCGCAACGCAGCAUGGACGCAGCUACAAUUGACAGCAAAUAUUCUUGGAUGCUUGAUCUUUCCCUUGACGAACUGGUCGCGAAGUACGCACCACAAAAGGGUACAACGAGCGUAGCCGGGACGAUUGAGCGGCAGUCACAACAAAAGAGGUCUCCAGGGCAGCAGCAUCGGUUUGGCGCAUCUCCCUUGUAA
Molecule: messenger RNA, 258 nt
Organism: Seminavis robusta
Lineage: Eukaryota; Bacillariophyta; Bacillariophyceae; Naviculales; Naviculaceae
Source: the annotation of a GenBank genome assembly